ACAGUGUACUAUGUCGAGUAGUGUUAAGAACUUUACAGUGGGAUACAAUCCCCUAAACAAAAGCAACACUUUCAGUAGUGGUGAUUAUCUCAUGGGACAAGUUACAUUUGAAUUAACUAAUGAGUGCGAAGUACAGUCACUCUUUGUAAAGCUGAAGGGAAAAGCUCAGGUGUUAUGGACUGAAAAUCAUGGGAAAACAAUCGUGACUUACCAAAGCAAAGAGAAGUACUUCAGCAUCAAGCAGUUUGUCAUUCAGGAAUCUAUGGGCAAAAAUGUUCUUUCCGCCGGCUGCCAUGUCUACCCAUUCACCUUUCAGAUUCCAGCGCAAGACCUGCCGUCCUCCUUCAAGAGCUCAUGUGGAAAGAUUUUGUACACAGUCGAGGCAAAUCUGAACCGGUCGAUGAGAAUGGACAGCAAAGCAAAGGCAGAGUUCACACUCAUCCAAAAGAGAAACACUGAUCCAGUGCUGAUGACCCCACAGCAAAAUAUGAUUGAUAAGAAAAUGAAGCUCUUCUCAUCGGGAUCUGUGGCCAUGGAUGUAAGCAUUGCAAAAACAGGCUUCUGCCAAGGAGAAGGCAUAAAGGUCAUGGCUUCACUUCAGAACAAAUCCUCUCGUGACAUUAAGCCCAAGUACUGUCUGUACAGGAAAUACAGCUACUUUGCAAACAGGAAAAGGAAAGUUGAAACAAAAGACAUCCUGAAGGAGGAGGGUGAAGCCAUCCCACACUCUGCAGGUCAGACUGUCACCAGGAUCAUCACCGUCCCUUCCACCGUGGCCACCUCAAUCCUAAACUGCAACAUCAUCAAAGUAGAGUACAGACUCCGGGUCUAUCUGGAUGUGAAGUAUGCUUCAGACCCAGAAGUCAAGUUCCCCAUAGUCAUCCUGCCUGCUUUAGAGGGGUCUGAUAAUCAGCAGUCAUCUGACUUUUUGACCAGUGGAUUUGAUGAAUUUCCAAAUGCUUACAUGUCAGGGGGGAUGAGCUUUCUACAAAAUCCAGCUGCCCCUGAAUCUGCUCCACCACCUUCCUAUGAGACAUAUGGGAUGUACCCCUCGUUGACAGGUUUAGAUAGAAAGCCGUAGAAUAGGUAGAUCGAGCUUUCAUUCCUAUUUUUUUUUAUUGCAAUUAAUUGUAAGAGUAAGAAUAAUUGGUAAUAGAUUGAUUUACAGCUUGAUUUUCUGGUUUAAUUUCAGUCGUUGACCAUAUUGGUUUCUCUUAAAUUUGUAAUAACAGGAAUAACAAAUAUUUAAUAAAUAAUCCUCUCAUUCCAGAGAUUAAAUAUUGUCCAUAUUUAUUAUAUUUAAUUCAUCUGACAACAGAAGAUUCACAUUUGUGA
This is a messenger RNA of Oreochromis niloticus (Nile tilapia), 1335 nucleotides long. RefSeq names its product arrestin domain-containing protein 3. NCBI's taxonomy places the organism in Eukaryota, Metazoa, Chordata, Actinopteri, Cichliformes, Cichlidae. The record is from RefSeq and is a predicted model, not a curated record. Gene Ontology annotation, biological process: protein transport. The coding region runs from base 11 to 1081 and encodes 356 amino acids. The transcript is spliced from 6 exons. Gene Ontology annotation, cellular component: cytoplasm; plasma membrane.